AUGAUUCUAGACGCUCUUCGUCUUCGUUCCACGACAUCCUCGCCGUCUGCUGAACAAAACCAUCCCUCCCGACGAAAACAGGAACAACACAAUACAUGCAAAGAGAAGGAUAAAACCAAGAACUACCUCCUCAAAAUCAAAGACCUCCCUCCCUGGGCAGACCCAAACCCUCACAUCCUAACCUCCUACCGCCCCUCCAGUAACAAUAUCCUCACCUCCCUCGCUAGCAUCUUCUCCCAUCACAACGAAACAGCCAACAUCCACACGCACCUCGUCCCCGCCGUCCUCCUCAUCCUCCUACUAACGCACUCCACCCUCUACACCUACCUGGUCACCAAGUACGGCGACAGACUAACCCCCUUCGACUGGGGCAUCAUCGUCACGCAGCUGCUCACCGCAACAGGCUGCCUCCUCGCCUCAACCCUCUACCACACGCUUCUCAACCACUCCGAGCGGGUAGCAGAAGUAUGGCUGGCAGUCGACUACGUAGGGAUCAUCGCGCUCACGAUGGGUGACUUCGUGAGCGGGUUGCACUUUGGGUUCUACUGUUUUCCGCGUAUAAAGUUCUUUUAUUGGGGGCUUAUCGCAGUUCUGUCGAUUUUAUCGGGCAUCGUACUGCUGAGCCCGAGAUAUAAAAGCGAAGACCACCGUCUGAUCAGAGUGGGUGUCCUCGUCGCGACUGGGCUGUCGGCGUUUGCGCCCAUCGGACACGCGUGGAUACGUUGGGGAACGGCGUACGUGAUGGGCAUUGGGGUGGGAUGGUAUCUCCUCGAGGGAGCCUGUCUCAUCCUUGGCUGUUGGCUAUGGAUUACGCGGUUCCCAGAAUGCCUUUACCCCGGCCGGUUCGAUCUAUGGGGUGGAUCUCACGCGCUGUGGCAUGUUUUUGUGGUGUUAUCCAUUGCAGCGCACGUCGCUGGCUUGUUGAAGGGCGUGGAGUUUAGUUACCACGGGUUGUGUGCUCACUGAUUUGGUGUUAUAUUUGGGGAUGAGGUGUGUUAGCAUGUCUUAUCUUGACAUUCGACCAAAACCAAUUGGCGAUUGGUAGGCUUUUAAUAUCCAGCGAUAUGGACAG
This is a messenger RNA of Aspergillus campestris IBT 28561, 1072 nucleotides long. RefSeq names its product hemolysin-III family protein. The transcript has 3 exons. Bases 1 to 966 code for a protein of 321 amino acids. The record is from RefSeq and is a predicted model, not a curated record. Lineage: Eukaryota; Fungi; Ascomycota; Eurotiomycetes; Eurotiales; Aspergillaceae. Gene Ontology annotation, molecular function: signaling receptor activity. Gene Ontology annotation, cellular component: membrane.